Drosophila mauritiana is the source of this 1072-nucleotide messenger RNA. Its product is annotated as metaxin-2. Gene Ontology annotation, cellular component: SAM complex. The transcript is spliced from 2 exons. The coding region runs from base 88 to 897 and encodes 269 amino acids. The record is from RefSeq and is a predicted model, not a curated record. Gene Ontology annotation, biological process: mitochondrion organization. NCBI's taxonomy places the organism in Eukaryota, Metazoa, Arthropoda, Insecta, Diptera, Drosophilidae.
UGGCAACGCCGGCAAACAGCUGCUUGUUACUUCAUCGGCGAUUUCGGUGUGCAAGUUGAAAAACAAAAUUUACUCGGUUAAUUUACAAUGAGAUCCCACUACCUGAGCCAGCUAGACACGGCCGACAAACUGUCCGCCGAGCCUUGGCCCGAAGACGCCACCCUCUACCAGCCAUAUGAAGCGGAACAGAUCCUGCUGCCGGAAAACGCCAGUUGCCUGGCCGUGAAGGCUUACCUGAAGAUGUGCAACCUGCCCUUCGGUAUUCGAUCCUGCGCCAACGCGGAGCACAUGUCGCCCGGCGGCAGGAUGACCAAGUUGCCCUUCAUCCGCGCAGGAGCAUUCAUCUUUGCCGAAUUCGAGCCGAUCGUGAACUUUGUGGAGCAGAAGGAACUGGCCAUUGGCAGCUGGCAGGACGAGGACGAGAAGGCCGACAUGCGCACCUAUGUGUCCCUGGUGGAAAACAUCUUCACCAUGGCGGAGCUGUACAUUAGCUUCAAGAACGAACGCGUCUACAAAGAGGUAACAGCGCCCAGGAACGGAGUCGUCUUUCCCUGGCCCCUCAAUCACAUGCAGAACUAUGGAAAGCGGCGGAACGCGCUGCGUCUGUUGAAGGUCUAUCAGUGGAACGACCUGGACAUCGACAGCGUCAUCGACAAGGUGGCCAAGUGCUGUGAGACGCUCGAGUACAAGCUGAAGGAGUCGCCGGAAACGCCCUUCUUCUACGGCGAUCAGCCCUGCGAACUGGACGCCAUCGCCUUCGGCCACCUCUUCAGCAUUCUGACCACCACGCUGCCGAACAUGGCGCUGGCCCAAACGGUGCAGAAGUUCAAGGACUUGGUCGAGUUCUGUCGCUUCGUCGAUGAGAAGUACUUUCAGACCAGGUGCCUGCCCAAUUAGUUAUACGUAGUCGUCGCCUUGAAUGUUUAUAAAUUUAGUUGCUCUUGUCUUUUCUUUUCAAUCGCUUAUUUAUGCAAUUCUAAAUGCCCUUAAUACCAAUCGUCGCCUUAAGUCACUUUUAUUUUUCUACUAGCAUUUAAAAAAAAGGUUAUUUUACUGAUUUUGCUGCCAUUAU